This is a messenger RNA of Mauremys reevesii (Reeves's turtle), 2998 nucleotides long. RefSeq names its product WW domain containing oxidoreductase (gene WWOX). NCBI's taxonomy places the organism in Eukaryota, Metazoa, Chordata, Testudines, Geoemydidae. The record is from RefSeq and is a predicted model, not a curated record. Bases 425 to 1099 code for a protein of 224 amino acids. Gene Ontology annotation, molecular function: transcription coactivator activity; protein binding. The transcript has 6 exons. Gene Ontology annotation, cellular component: nucleus; cytoplasm. Gene Ontology annotation, biological process: hippo signaling; positive regulation of transcription by RNA polymerase II.
GAGAGUCGGGCGACGUCACGAUUCCAGCCUGAGCUCGCGCUUUCGCACAAACGCUGAGCCGCCCUGGAGGCACCGGCGUGAGCGCUGCAGGCGCGCUCGGGCAGACUGUGAGCCCAGCCCUCACGCCGCAGCGCCCAGGAGAGGCGGGCUGAGAAUCGCGGCUUUACAGCCAAGGUGCCUGCAGGCUGGGGAGCGCCCGGGGAGCGUGUCUAUUUGCGGGAGUGGGGCUCCCUGCGCCCGCCUCUCCCAGCCCGCCGCACGCACCGCACCUGCCCGGCGCGCCCCUCUCGUCCGGACUACAUUUCCCAGGGGGCAUCGGGCUCCCCUCGCCACCCGAUUGGCGGAGCCCACCGGAAGGGGCGGAGCCACGAAGGGAACGGGCCGGUGGCGGUUGCUCUGGGGCUGGCUGGAUCCUCUCGGCCCAAUGGCUGCUCUGAAGUACGCGGGGCUGGAGGACACGGACAGCGAGGAGGAGCUGCCGCCCGGCUGGGAGGAGCGGACCACCAAGGACGGCUGGGUUUAUUAUGCUAAUCAUCUUGAAGAGAAAACCCAAUGGGAGCAUCCUAAAUCUGGAAAGAGAAAACGCAUUGCAGGAGAUCUGCCAUAUGGGUGGGAGCAAGAAACAGAUGAAAACGGACAAGUCUACUUUGUGGACCAUAUAAACAAAAGGACUACGUACCUUGACCCCAGACUGGCAUUUACAGUUGAAGAUAAUCCAGUGAAGUCUACGACUAGACAGAGAUAUGAUGGAAACAGUACUGCAAUGGAAAUCCUUCAGGGUCGUGAUUUGAGUGAAAAAGUGGCUAUAAUCACUGGAGCGAAUUCUGGAAUAGGAUUUGAAACUGCAAAGUCUCUUGCACUCCAUGGUGCCUAUGUCAUUCUUGCCUGCAGAAAUAUGUCGAGAGCCAAUGAAGCUGUGCAACGCAUCCUAGAGGAAUGGUGGGACUUCUCUAGCCACCCAGGAUAUGGCUUGACACCAGAAGAGCAGAUGACUCCACCUGAACAAUAUUGUGUUCCAGCAGCUCCCCAUUCAGACUUGACUUUGGUAUUCACAUUAGGUAAAAUUCACAGAGUGGUGACGGUCAGCACAAGAAGCUGAACCCCUUUAUCUCCAAGCUUGGUCUUUAGAGGAUUUAAUUGGAACAAAGUGAAUGGUACAGUAUUGUACGGCAUGGAGUGAAUUCCACCCAAUGACUUUUUAGGGUAUGUGUUCAGUGCAGUGUUAACUCUGAUUGGCACCUGGGUCUGGGUCCCUAGUUUCACCUAGCCUGGGUGUGAGCAGCAGCACUGCAAAGCAACAGUCACAUUACUGUGUCCUCGGUGGUGCUGCACUCACCUGUGUAUGUCACUAGGACUUCUGGAGGCACAUCCUAUGGUUCUUUGUAUUGCUAAGAUUGUUUCCCAGUUAUUUAUGGGAGAAUUUGUCUUUCCUGGGCACACAGAGGAAUUGUGGGAAGGAAUUGGAGGACUGUCAAUACUUGGGUAUGGUAACCUGUGUCCUCACUGCAAAGUGGGUGGAUUAUCACCCCAGGUGAAAGCAACACCUGGAUGUUAGUCUAUACUGCAGGAUGGGUGAAUUAGCCCAGUCUGAAAACACCACUAAACUUGGAUCAGAGGUAUGGUGUGUGGAUGGGAGGGAGAUGAGGUGCCACACCUGAGUAAGAACUUGGGGCCAUGUCUACGCUACAGGCACUAUAGCGGCAUAGCUAUGGUGCAGGUAGCUAUGCCAGCAUAACCCCAUAGGAAUCCAGCAUACAGCAAUGGUUUUUCCAUCUCUGUAGGAACUCCACCUCCCUGACUGAUGGCAGCUAGAUCAAUGGAAGUAUUUUUCCAUCAAUCUAGACCAAAUUAGGUCUGGCGCUCAGGGCUGUGGAUUUUUCGUACCUCUGAGCACUCUAAGUAUGUCAAUCUAAGUUUCAACUGUAGAACAGGGCUGGGUUACUUCUGCAGCAGGGACGUCCUCUUAGGCCGUGUCUACACUAGAAGCACUUUGGCAGUAUAGUUAUAUCAGCAAAGCACUCCUAUGGGGUGCAGUUUAUAUCAACAAACCCACUUUUGCCAGUUUAGCUUAUUUCAGUCCCCUCUGAGCGAAAAAAAGCGAUAUCAGUUUAAGCAUAGUUUUGCCAAUAUAAAUGUGGCUACACUAGGGGUUUUUGGUGGCACUGCUGUGUUGGUCAAAGAUCACACCUCCUCACCCCCCGACUGACAUAGUUAUACCAGCAAAAGUCUGUGGAGUAAACCUGGCCUUAUAGCCUUCUGCACUCCCUGAGUGCCGUGUCAUGGUCCCAUUGAAAUCUAUAGUAAAGCUGUCAUUGACUUUAAUGGGAACAGCACUUGGCCCUUUAAAAAGGUGUCAAGUAUUGUUUAUUUUGAUAAGUGCUGUCAGGCAGAGUCACAUAAUAUUAAGUGCUUAGAGGUCCCCCACCUCUGUUGUGCUAGGCACUAUACAAACAAAGAUGGUCUCUGCCCCUAAGAGCUUGUAAUCUUAGGCCAGGAUUAAGGUAUACUAGCAAAAGUGCAAGUUUGCUGUUAUGAGAUCCAUCCUUACUAGGAGAGCUUUGCCAGGAUAGUAUACCCGUUUAGCCCAGCCUAAACUCUGUAUAUGCACAAUUCUUGUUUGCUCAGAAUUGUACAGUUUAUUCUGUGGGUUGCUUGCUACCAAAAGAAAAAAAUUUCACCUGUGAUGGAAUUUCCACCAUGCAGGGGACCAGCACAAAGCCUACACAAAACAGUUAAACCCUCAAAAUAGAACAUCAGUGGAAUUUAAUCGAUGCAUGGGCCUCAUGGUGCCCCUCUGCACAGGGGAUGCAUUUCACCUCUAAAGCAUGGAGGAUGGGGAACUGAUUUAAUCUGAGGUUCUUGUCUCAAGUAAUGAUUCUAAAAGGUGACCUGUCGCCCAUCAGCACAUUCCCUUGUUAAUGGGCUUAUGUAAUGGCCUCAGUUACAUAUUCUAAUACGUACUUUAAAUGUUAAAAAAUACAUUUAUUGAAAGUUAUAU